UGCAUUAUAGUGGCUGUGACAACAUGGGCAGCGCCAUUGAGGGUACAACCCAUAGGAAUUCCCACCCAGUUUCCUACUUUAAAAUGGUGGAUGAUGGCAAUGUCCAAUAGCAAUGGUCAUGCUAAAAUGGGUUAUAUCCAUGAUGAGUCCUCGAUGUAUCUUUAUGGUGUGACUUGUAACUAGUGGCGACCGCAUGCAGUAAAGUGGACAUUCGUGCCUAUGGAAAACUCGAGAUUGCCACGGCGAGAUAAAGUGGAUUAAUUUGCUAUUUAUUUGCAGCGUCAACAGGUGUCUCCAGGUGCGAUGUCCAAGCGUCAACAGGUGUCUCCAGGUGCGAUGUCCAAGAGUACAUCUUCAAAUAACUUUUGUAUCAUAUUGUUGAUACUGUUAACACAAAUUCCCUGCAUCUUACAAGGCCUUGACAUGCAUUUGGCUAUGCCAUCUUUUGAAGUAUCUUGCAGAAAUGAAAAAGAAGACAUCUGCAAUUCCAUCACAUCCUGUGGAUGGAAUGGUUUCCUGAAACAAGUGCAAAUUAUUUGCUCUAAAGUUGAGAACGGUGAGUUCCAAUGCAUGCAUGACGUAACGGAACCUUCGAAGCAAGAAUCAUAUGAAAAACUCAUGGAUAAUUUUUGCAAAAACAACCUCGAAUGUGGAUUCAGGGCCUCUGCUAUUAAUAACAGUGCUUUAAAAUGCACCAUAAAGAUUAAACAAGCAGUGUCGACACAGCGCACAGUACAAUCAAAUGUGUCAGCAGUGAAAGUGGAUGAACCCAGAAAUGAAACAUCUGGAAACGACGCAAUUUCCAACUGGUCGUGGAUUUUCCCUUGCAUUUGCAUUGCCAUUAUUAUCAUUGGAUUUUUCAUUGGAUUUUACAUUGGAUUUUGUAUUGAUUGUACUUGUCUGGAGCGAAAAGGGUGGUGUCGCCGUGGUAAAAGGUACAUUGCAGUACCUGUAGAAGUGGGCCUAAUCUAAAGUCUUAUGUAACAUCCAGCACGCAGACAAGCCAACUGUAACUGAGUUUAACAGAGUCUAUUUGUUUUGUUUAUUUAUUUUGUAUUUUGGGUGCAUUAUUUUUGUCUGAGCUGGGGUUGAGUGAUUGGGAUGGUUGAGUCAACUUUCACUAACUCUGAUCAGGCCAUUAAUUGUUUUCUUUCCCUGUUUAACUCUGUUGCAGAUAAAACAUUUGCAUA
Molecule: messenger RNA, 1190 nt
Organism: Salmo salar (Atlantic salmon)
Lineage: Eukaryota; Metazoa; Chordata; Actinopteri; Salmoniformes; Salmonidae
Source: RefSeq, a predicted model, not a curated record